Monoraphidium neglectum is the source of this 393-nucleotide messenger RNA. Its product is annotated as putative histone H2A variant 1. The transcript is spliced from 5 exons. The record is from RefSeq and is a predicted model, not a curated record. Gene Ontology annotation, cellular component: nucleosome. Lineage: Eukaryota; Viridiplantae; Chlorophyta; Chlorophyceae; Sphaeropleales; Selenastraceae. Gene Ontology annotation, molecular function: DNA binding; protein heterodimerization activity; structural constituent of chromatin. The coding region runs from base 1 to 393 and encodes 130 amino acids.
AUGUCCGGAAAGGGAGCCAAGGGCCUGGCGGGCAAGGGUGCCAAGGGCACCAUGCACGGGGCCGAUAAGAAGAGCCUUCAGGAUAAGAAGAAGCCCACGUCCCGCUCGGCGAGGGCCGGGCUGCAGUUCCCCGUGGGCCGUGUGCACCGUCUGCUCAAGACCCGUGUGACUGCCAACGGGCGUGUGGGAGCCACGGCUGCUGUGUACACCGCGGCGAUCCUGGAGUACCUCACCGCGGAGGUGAAGCGCAUCACGCCCCGCCAUUUGCAGCUCGCCAUCCGUGGUGAUGAGGAGCUGGACACCCUCAUCAAGGCCACCAUCGCGGGCGGCGGUGUGAUCCCCCACAUCCACAAGUCCCUCAUCAACAAGCAGGUCGGCAAGAAGGACGUGUAA